Messenger RNA from Psilocybe cubensis, 669 nucleotides. RefSeq lists its product as uncharacterized. NCBI's taxonomy places the organism in Eukaryota, Fungi, Basidiomycota, Agaricomycetes, Agaricales, Agrocybaceae. The transcript has 4 exons. Gene Ontology annotation, biological process: protein polyubiquitination; proteasome-mediated ubiquitin-dependent protein catabolic process. Gene Ontology annotation, cellular component: nucleus. The record is from RefSeq and is a predicted model, not a curated record. Gene Ontology annotation, molecular function: ubiquitin conjugating enzyme activity; protein binding. The coding region runs from base 1 to 669 and encodes 222 amino acids.
AUGGACGCUAGGCUCAGAAGAGUAAACAAAGAGAUAUCUGAUUGCAAGAAUGACAAAACUUCUCAGAUCAAGAUUGAACUGUUUGACGAAUCUCCUUUUCACCUGAAGGGAUCUUUUCCAGGACCGGAAGGGACUCCAUACGAAGGUGGUCUUUUUGAAGUCGAUAUUGUCAUCCCCGAUUCGUAUCCGUUCCAACCUGUGAAGAUGAAAUUCAUCACUAAGGUCUAUCACCCCAAUGUAUCCUCAGCUUCUGGCGCGAUCUGUCUUGAUAUCCUCAAGGAUGCCUGGUCGCCAGUUUUGACACUCAAAUCAACUUUAAUCUCUCUGCAAAGUCUGCUGUGCUCUCCUGAGCCCAAUGAUCCUCAAGAUGCUGAAGUGGCGAAACAUUAUAUGACAAGCAAGAGUAGCUUCGAAGAAACUGCAACAUACUGGACUCAGAUCUAUGCUGGAGGUCCAGGGCCGAAGGAAAAGAAAGGGAAAGGGGUCGGUGGUAAGGGGGUUCAAGACGAAGUUGCGAUCGCAGGGCUUGAGAGAGCACAUGUCGACCGGUUUGAAACUCUUGGAUUCGAAAGAAGCAAAGUGAUCGACGCUCUAAGGCGCCUAAACUACCGCGGGCCAAAUAUUGCACAAAUAACGGACGACAGGGUCGUUGAAGAGCUGUUGAAGUAA